AUGAUAGCGAGUACGUCGACGUGUCUUGCGCUUUGCUGCGAUUUUGUAGUACUCACUCUCGCCCAAUGUCGUUGCGCGCUCAGCGGUGAUUUAAUCUAUGAAACAACGCUGCCACCGCACGACAAGGAAUCGCAUACCAUCCGAGAGUUGCGCCGCCGUAAUGCAGCGUUUAUGGUUGUAGAACCCCUUGACGAAGUCUCCUGUUCGGCAAUCCUAAAGAUGUAUGAACACAGGUUCUCAAGCGAGCUGGAUCCCGAAGAGAAGCAGCUGAUCGUAGCCGCUCGCGGAAGCUCCAGUCCGCUCUACGUGAGGCUAUUGCUGAAUGGGCUCGAGCUUUUUGACCCCAGCGAGAGUGACCAGCGCCACCAAUGGCUUGAGCAAGCCUGUGAGAGCAAUCAGCUGAAUGGCGUCUACGAAUUUUUGAUGAAGCAGUGGAAUGCCAUUCUGCUGAAGGAUUCGUUUGCCGAACUGCAAGAACGUACAGCAAUGCUGGAGGCCGCGGCGUCAAACACCUUUAACAAAGAUAUCGAGCGCCUCCAGGUCACCAUCGAACAGCGCUCCCUUCUGGUUCGCCACACGCUGUCACUUCUCGCAGUGUCUCGCUAUGGACUAUCCGAGAACGAUUUUGUUCGUCUUUUUGGCGAGAGCAUCUCUCGAAGCGUUUGCCAGCAGCUGCUGACCCUACUUAAACCACACUUGAUGACAAUUCACCGGUACGACUGUGGACCAGCUCCUCAAAGCCCGGCGGCGGGCUCUAUUGCUGCCUCGGCCUGUAAUUCUAUCAGAGCUAGUGGCAAUCAAGAUAACGGUGACGAGGGAGUCGUGCUUUAUGACCUCAGUCACAACCAGUUGAGGAUCCUUACUCGAUACGGUUUUCUGAGUGACGACCAGCUGCGUGGUUGCUACUAUCGAGAGCUCGCCGUGUACUUUGAAGCGAUGGAGGCUUGCCAGCGUCGUGUGGACGAACUUCCCGUGCAGUUGGAGCGCUGCUCGAUGUGGAGCGUGCUGCAAAACUCACUCGUGAAUAUGAAGAUGUUCCAGUUGUGGUGGAGCGAGCGGAAUCGGCAGGAGUUCUUCUUUUACUGGAUGGUACUAUCGGCGAAUUGCUCUAUGCACGAUCCAGUAGACGACUUCAUCCGCUCACUGGACGAAUACAUCGCCCAAGAAUCCCCGAGCAUGGAACAGUUGCUGGCCAUUUUCCUUACGAUCACCGACUUCUUGCGCGCGUGGCAGAAAAUUGACGAGUCCCGCGUCGUGAACCUCGUUCUGAAUCGGCCAAAGCCCCCUCAGCUUCAGGAAUUCCUGACUGGCCUUGGCACCUUCUCGACGUCCAACUUGUCCGAAAGCGAGGCAGAACGGGUGCAAAAAGAGAUCGAGGCUCUCGUCAUUCACCCAGAGGAUGGCUACUACGUUCGAAGGUGGCUCUGGACACAGUUCCCGCUGAUCGGGACUGCGUUUGAGAGUCGAGUCUUCCGUAGUGUCGGCUCAGGCCGAACCCCAGCUGAUACGCUGAACAGUCCUGUAGGCGUUGUGCUACCUAAAGGCAUUAUCAAGGCAAAGAAGGCGUUGGUGCCAACUAAGCGUCGACCUCAGCACAAAGUUUUGACCUCGCUCGCACUUGAUAGCGUCACUGAGGAGAUUGGGGCGCUCGAGUUUCUGUCAGCGGAAACGGGUGAAGGUUCCGUCUCAAAGCUUGAGAGCCAACUCAUGGAGCUACGGAUGAAGUACGACAGGAUCAAAUUCCUUGCGCGUGAACGAAAUGAAGCGCUCAAGUCGGUCGAAUCUCGGGUGCUGGAUGCGAAGGCGGAGAUCACCGCGGCGGGUCAAAGUGCGACCCAAAUCGACGAUCUGCUCGAAAACAUUCGCAACGUGAACGACGAAGCAACGCUCGGCCGCCAGCGCAGUGAGUACUACAAGCUGAUCCUGCGCCACUGCGAGCUGAACCCGGCGCGAGACCCGAAAACGAUCGAAACUGCGGAGGCGACCGUGGCGAAGUUGAAACGCGAGAUCGUAGAUCUGCAGCAGAAGACGCAAGUGGUGUCGUACGAGAAGCGCCUUGCUAGCCUCGACGUCCCCAAGCUGGCUCAGGUAACUCAAGACAAAGCGUCAAUUCACCAGGAGGCGCUUUCACGGCUGCGGUGGCGACAGGAGCUCGAUCGUCGGCUUUACUACGCCAGCCUGUCGACGAAAGGCAGCGGACAAAUCACACUCAAGCCUAGCGCUACUGCUACCGGCGUCACCUUCACAACGGACGACUCGACGCAGACGGCUCCUGUUGACCCAAACUUCUUUCGCGCCAAGGACAAGCUGAUUCACAUGAAGGAGACGUCGCUGGCCAGGCAAAAGAACGCUGAAAACCUGCAGCUAUACGUCGGAAGCGCCUACAAAGACGACGGGAUACUGGGCGCUCUUCGGCAGGUCGGCAUCAACAAGCCAGAGGAGGCGCUGCUUUGCUGGCAAAACCAGCUCGACCACUCCGUUCAGCUCGAGGAGGAGGAAAAGCAGGCGGAGCAGCGCGUGCUCGAGUACCGCGAGAAACUGGAGCUCCUGCAGACUCAAUUCGUGAACCUCAAGCUCAGCGGCAGCUCUAGCGGGCGGGUGGAGGGAUCGACGGAGGACGACGCAAACAAUGCGAACGGGGACGACGAAGCUGCAGCCUCCAAAACGAGCGUCAACGUCAAGAUGCUGGAGAAGCAGUUGGCCGAGGCAAAUGCUGUCAAGCAGAAGAAGAAGGAGCGAGCAGCGCGGUUGCGCUCGCUGCACGAGAAACUGCAACUGGGCCUGCUGCACAUCGCUCAGUUACUGGGCGUGGCCUCUGUCCAGCAGCUAAACGCUCUGGAGCUUGUGGACUCCAUCGAAAAGGUGGUGCGGGUUGUGCUCGGUGGCGAAGCCCACCUGCAGGCGGCGCCCAGCCCCAGCUUCCGCCACAAGAACAGCACGCGAAUGGUCAACGCACCGGGACAAACGGGAGACCCCAUGGGCCUGCCGUCGGACACGCGCAGCGACGACGACAAGGUGCGCUACAACAUCCGUGUAUCGCGGACCGAGAAGCGCCAGAUGAACCCGUACGUAGACGCGGAGUUUGACGAAGACGACCACGAAGACGACUUCGAUGAAGACGAAGACGACGACCGCAAUGAUGCUGGCAACAGUACAGAGCAUAGCGACGACUACGACGGAUCGCCGGGCAAGACUCGAGCCCCCUCUGCGCGCGAUGACUCCAACACGGUGAAGAAGCGCCGCGACAUCAAGAACCGGUCCAAGCUCGAGAUGGAGAAGAAGAGAGCUGCACAGAAGAAAAAGACCAAAGACUAG
Phytophthora sojae is the source of this 3315-nucleotide messenger RNA. RefSeq lists its product as hypothetical. The coding region runs from base 1 to 3315 and encodes 1104 amino acids. The record is from RefSeq and is a predicted model, not a curated record. The transcript is spliced from 6 exons. Lineage: Eukaryota; Oomycota; Peronosporomycetes; Peronosporales; Peronosporaceae.